AUAGCAAUUAUAGUAUCAAGUAGUAGUAGGUUUAUGUGCUGUAUAUUUAGUCAAUCAGUCUUCCUAUCGAAUAUCAACCCCUAGGUAGUAUUUAUAUAUAAGUCUCGACCUUUACACCGUAUCACCGCGUCAUAUCAAUACGGCUUGACGUCUAUUUUUCGGAACCUUUACACCUUAAUCCUUACCAUAGCUCUACCACAGCCGAUAGAUGCCAUGUGCGACGUUUGACUACCUAGAGAGGGGGUUCGAUGAUGUCAUUAUGAAGCUCCAAAGUGACAUGCAUCUCCGCGCCCGCACCAACGCUCUUGACCAGAGUUAUAUUUGCUCAACUCUCUAGAUAGCCAUGUCGCGUCAUUGAAUGGCGAUCCUCAUCCCAGAAUGACAUUUUUCAAAACUAUCUCGGCCGUUCUUUUGGUCGGCGUUUAUGUCUAUUUCGCUGCGACUCAAUACUGGAUCGUGUCUACCCGACCGCCUGUGCGCACAGAGGUCCAUGGAGGUGGUAUCGAGAUACCGUCAUUUGGCUUGGGGACUUGGCUCUCCGAUGAAGAUAAAGUCGCCCAUGCUGUAGAAUUUGCGCUGAAGUCGGGCUACAAUCAUGUUGACGCAGCAUUGAUAUACAAAAAUGAAAAAGAGACCGGAAAAGGGAUACUGGCAGCGAACUUGCCCCGCAACAAGCUCUGGGUGACAAGCAAACUGUGGAAUGCAGAUCAUCGACCAAAGGAGGCGACCAUCGCCGUCCAGAAAUCUGUGAAAGACCUCGGCGUGGGUUACUUGGACCUCUAUCUCAUGCACUGGCCGGUCGCGUUCGUGCCUGGCGAAGGCACGAAGGUAGAUGAAAGCACCACGAUCGUCGACACCUGGCGGGCAAUGGAGAACAUUGCGCGCUCCAACCUGACUAGGAAGAUUGGCAUCUCGAACUUCUCCAAGCGCGAUGUUGAGACGAUUUUGGAAAUCUGCCAGAUCUGUCCGUACGCACAUGAGUUCGAGACUCAUCCCUAUCUUCAGCAGCAAGAUUUCGUCGACUGGCACAAGGAGAUUGGGGUCACAGUGAUUGCGUACUCACCCCUAGCUAACACGAACCCAGUGUAUAAAGAUAAACAGAAGCUAGAUCCAAUUUUGAAGGACCCCUUAUGGAUCGACCUGGCGGAGAAGAAAAACGGUACAGUCGCGCAGACGGUUCUGGCGUGGGGUCUUCAGCGUGAUACGGUCGUCAUUCCGAAGAGCGUGCAAGAGAAGCAUAUCCUUGAGAAUUUGGGCGCUUUGGAUAUCAAGUUCACUGAGGAAGAGAUGCUCGAGAUUGCUAUACAUGAUAAGAAGACGAGGAUGAAUGAUCCGGGAAGAGGCUGGGGCGUCAAGCUUUUUGCUGAUUUAGAUGAUCCGACGCAGUUGGAUGGUGAUGAGUAUGAGCUUUAAGUGCAUAAUGACCGUUCGCGGAUUCUUCGGACGUGGGUAUAUGGCUCCAAUUUGAAAGACAAUACAGGAUGCUAUCAGAGAGGUUAACAAUGCAAGGUGUCUUCUCAUACUAAUGCAGGAAGUCUCCAUUACCAAAUUUUCUGCUACUAAUUGAAUAAUUUUCCGAUCGCUAGGAAAGCUCCCUAUUACGUGUGAUACCA
Messenger RNA from Xylaria bambusicola, 1613 nucleotides. Its product is annotated as aldo/keto reductase. NCBI's taxonomy places the organism in Eukaryota, Fungi, Ascomycota, Sordariomycetes, Xylariales, Xylariaceae. The record is from RefSeq and is a predicted model, not a curated record. The transcript has 2 exons. The coding region runs from base 379 to 1413 and encodes 344 amino acids. Gene Ontology annotation, molecular function: oxidoreductase activity.